AUGUCUCUUUGUUAUGAACAUCAUCCUAACUCUUGUCAAAAGCAUGUGUAUCUAUUGGCUAUAAGAGUUUUGGCCUUUUUUGUCAUUGGUGUUAUUAUACUUGUUACACUGUUUGGAAAUCUUGUGGUGAUCAUAGCCAUAACUCAUUUCAAGCAGCUCCACACACCAACUAACUACCUCAUUCUCUCUCUGGCUGUAGCUGACCUGCUUGUAGGAGGGGUUGUGAUGCCUCCCAGCAUGCUGCGCUCUGUGGAGAGCUGCUGGUAUUUGGGGACUUUAUUCUAUCGAUAUUACGCAGUCUGUCACCCCCUUCUGUACCACAGUAUAAUGACCCCUAAUGCUACUGCAUUUAUGAUUGUUGUAUGUUGGACUGUAUCUGCUUUUGUAGGAUUUGGGAUGAUAUUUUUAGAGCUUGGUAUUCUGGGAGUUGAGGAUUAUUACUACAGUAAUGUUGCCUGUGAGGGGGGCUGUAUCUUGUUUCUGAGUAAAACAGCAAGUUCUGUGUUCACAAUGCUCUGUUUCUACAUCCCUGCUGUGAUCAUGAUCGGUUUAUACCUGAAAGUUUUCCAUAUUGCUCAGAGACAAGCAAGAUUAAUUCAGCAUGGCCAAAUGAAGUCUUCUCAGAGAGGUACAGCAGUGGGCAAGACGGAGAUAAAGGCUACCAAAACUUUGGCAGUUAUCGUAGGUGUAUUUCUUCUGUUUUGGUCCCCAUAUUUUAUCUGUGCUUUAAUUGAUCCAUAUAUUCAACAUACAGUUCCAUCAGUUUUAUUUGACUUCUUUGCUUGGAUUGGCUAUUUUAAUUCUACUUGCAAUCCCCUUGUGUAUGCAUUUUUUUAUAGCUGGUUCAGAAAAUCACUCAGAAUUAUUCUUUUAGGGAAAAUCUUUAAGCAAAAUUCAUUCAGAAUAAAACUGUUUUGA
Pygocentrus nattereri (red-bellied piranha) is the source of this 918-nucleotide messenger RNA. Its product is annotated as trace amine-associated receptor 1-like. The coding region runs from base 1 to 918 and encodes 305 amino acids. Lineage: Eukaryota; Metazoa; Chordata; Actinopteri; Characiformes; Serrasalmidae. The transcript has 2 exons. The record is from RefSeq and is a predicted model, not a curated record. Gene Ontology annotation, molecular function: trace-amine receptor activity. Gene Ontology annotation, biological process: G protein-coupled receptor signaling pathway. Gene Ontology annotation, cellular component: membrane.